Cloeon dipterum is the source of this 2930-nucleotide messenger RNA. RefSeq names its product vacuolar protein sorting-associated protein light (gene lt). Gene Ontology annotation, molecular function: protein binding. The coding region runs from base 144 to 2723 and encodes 859 amino acids. The record is from RefSeq and is a predicted model, not a curated record. Lineage: Eukaryota; Metazoa; Arthropoda; Insecta; Ephemeroptera; Baetidae. Gene Ontology annotation, cellular component: late endosome; HOPS complex. Gene Ontology annotation, biological process: intracellular protein transport; macroautophagy; cellular response to starvation. The transcript is spliced from 3 exons.
CCACACCCCUCAAAAUUGACAACAAAUCUUGUCGAUCUCGCUCGCUGGCUUUUUAAAAUCAAUAUUAUUUAUAGGGAAAGUCCAGUGUCGUAAUGAAGUAGCAAGACAAAUGUUUCAAAAUUUAAAUUUUCAUCGCAGUGAUAAUGGAGAAGACAAGUGGCCAAAAACCUCCAGCAGCAGACGAUGAUGUCGGUGACGACGAGGAAAUAGACAGCUCUGAAGAAAUCGAGCCAAAACUCAAGUACGCGCGCAUCACCAAUGAUCUGCAAAACAUCCUCUGCAAAGAUGCCGCGAGCAGCAUUGCCGUGCACCCGAAAUUCCUCUGCAUCGGCAGCCACUGGGGGGCGUUGCACCUGUUCGAUCACCAGGGCAACAGCGUCCGGUCGCAUGAGCUGCAGAUGCACUCGGUUGAAGUGAACCAGAUCAGCAUCGACGAACACGGGGACCACAUAGCCAGCUGCUCAACCGACGGCAAGGUGUACAUCAACGGCUUUUACUCGAACGAGAACGCACAGAAAAUCGACCUGGACAGCUGUGUGAAGUGCGUAGCCAUCGACCCACUGUACUACAAGAGCAGCUCCGGCAAAAGGUUCAUCACAGGAGACCAAAGACUGAUGGUGCACGAGAAGACGUUCCUCUCGAGACGUUCCACUCUUCUGGCCGAGGCCGAGGGCUCCGUAAACAACAUCAAAUGGUGCGGCCGUUUCGUGGCGUGGGCCUCGUCAGUCGGGCUGCGCGUGUACGACAUCGAGGCGCGCUGCUCGCUCGGGCUGAUCAAGUGGCCCAAGAGCCCAGAUGCGCACCCCGAACGCUUCAGGUGCAACCUCUUCUGGAAGGACGUGCACACCCUCCUGGUCAGCUGGGUUGACUCGGUGAGGGUGUUUCUCGUGCGGAGGAGGAAUCCCGCCGAGGUGGCCGAAAACAGAGACCUGCCCGACUACAAAGUGGAGCAAAUCUACCAAUUCAGAACGGACUUUUACCUCUGCGGCAUCGCCCCGCUGGACACCCACCUGGUGCUCUUGGGCUACCCAAAGGAGAGGGACGAGGAUGGCAAAGCGCAGCGGCCGCAGCUGUACGUCGUUGAGCCAAAGGUCGGGGGCGACUACGACGAGCUGAGCACCGACUGCCUGUCGCUGCGGGGCUACCAGCAGUACUCCUGCAACGACUACCACCUGGACUGUCUCGUUGAGGAAAAUCGAUUCUUCAUCGUCAGCCCCAAGGACGUGGUGGUCGCGAGUCCGUACGACGUCGACGACCGCAUCCAGUGGCUGAUCGAGCACGAGAGGUACGAGGCCGCCAUGGAGGUGGUCACCAACGCCGACAAGAAGGAGCUGCGGCGGCACACGCUGAUCGACGUCGGACACUCGUACAUCGACUACCUGCUGAGCAAAGCGUGUUACAAUGAGGCUGCCAUGUUGUGCGUCAAGAUUCUUGGGCAGGACCAGAAACUGUGGGAAGAGGAAGUAUUCAAAUUCGCCAGACACCAACAGUUGAGGGCCCUCAGUCCGUACCUGCCCAGAGGACAAACUCACGGCACGAUCAAACUGAACCCACACGUGUACGAAAUGGUUCUCUACGAGUAUAUUAAGACGGACCACAAAGGAUUCCUCAAUCUGGUCAAAGAACUGCCCUCUUCACUAUAUAAUUUGCCUGCCAUAGUCAACGCCGUGAUGGAGCACCUCUUACAAAACAAGCCUCACGAGAGAAAAGAAGAGAUGCAAGAACUGCUGGAGGCGUUGGCAAUCCUCUACCUGCACCAAAAAAAGUUCAGCAAAGCCUUCUGCAUGCUAGUCAAGCUGAAAAACGUGGAGGUUUUCGCGUUGAUCAAGCAGCACAAGCACUACGACUGCCUGCUCGACAUCGCUGUCCAGCUGAUGGAACUGGACGCCAGCAAGGCGACGGCGCUCUUCCUCGAGCAGAACAAAGUGCCGCCGUCUGCCAUCGUGCCCGUGCUUGAACAAAACAAGUAUUUGCUGUUCCUCUACCUGGACGCCCUGGAGAGGCGGGAUGGAAAAAGUGCCGGCAAGAAGUUCCAGCACCUGCUGGUCGAGCUCUACGCCGAGUACGCCAAAGACAGACUGCUUUCCUUCCUGCGCCACGGCGACCAGUACCCGAUCGAGACGGCCCUGGAGAUUUGCCAGAAGCGCAAGUUCUACCCUGAGAUGGUGUACCUGCUCGGCAGAAUCGGCAAGACGAGAGAGGCCCUGGCGUUGAUCGUCGAGGAGCUGCAAGACAUCCGUCAGGCGGUCGAAUUCUGCAUGGAGCACAACGACCAGGAGCUCUGGGAGGAAAUGAUCGAGAAGACCGUGCAGAAGCCAGAGUUCGCGUCCUACCUGCUGGAGAAGACUGGCACGUGCAUUGAUCCGCAGAUGCUGAUCAAACGCAUCGAAAAUGGCUGUAGUAUUCCCGGCUUGAAGAAGUCGCUAGUGAAGCUGCUCUGUGAUUAUCAACUGCAGGUGUCUGUCCAGGAUGGCUGCAAGAAGAUCCUCGUUGCCGACUACUUUAAUCUGCACAAGAGACAGGUGGCUUUGCAAAUGCGCGGCGUGCACGUGCCCGAAGACUGCCUGUGCGCCGUCUGCUCGCGGCCGUGCAUCGUCAAGAAUCCCGGCCACGGUGACGGGCUCAUGGUUUUUUACUGUCGCCACAGUUAUCAUGAACAGUGCUUGUCCGGAAAUAUCAGUUGCAUCGUUUGCCAACCUACACGCAGACUUCUCAGGCCUUAGUUGCGCUGAACGCUUAUAUGGUCGUCAUUAAUUUCCAAAUCGUGUCGAAGAGGGAAACGGGGGGGUCAAUUUAUUGAACGCAAAUUGUAUUUCUAUAUAUGAAUUAUAUCAAUGCUCAUUUUUGUAUCAUUGACUUUUUACCGACGUUGUUAAUUGCUAUAAAUAUAGGAGAAUAAAUAAUGUAUCUAAUAUGCCAAUGCUGAACAA